ACAACUUAGGUUUUCUUCAGUUGCAUCUGCCCAUGCUUGGGAAAUCCAACCAGCGCAAUCCUUGACUGUCAGCUGCCUGAUGACAUUUGGAAUGUCGUCAUCGUUUGCCAGGAUGUGUCGUAGGAGAUGCUUUUUGUAGCGUCGUUUCAGGGGUUCAAAGAUCCUAUGGUCCAUAGGCUGAAUCACGCUAGUGGUGUUUGGGGGAAGAUACUCAACCCAGAUGUUCCCAUCCUCAGAAACGAGUUCUUCUUUUGGGGGUGUGACGGAGGAUUAUCCAAAAAAAGUAGAAUUUUGUAUGGAAUGUCGUGUUCAUAGCACCACCACCGCCGGACAGUUGGAACAAAGUCACUGUGGAACCAAUUUUUGAAAACGGUAGCAUCUUCUACAAACUGGAGCAAAACACAGGUGGCAUCUGUAUGCCCACAAGGUUGUGGCGAUACCAACAUCCACAAACCCUCUCCUAUUCAGUUACAAGACAAACAUAAACACCUAAAUAAUAUAAUCACUGAAGAUGAAAUUAAAAGAAUGGAAAGAGAAACAAGAGACCAAUCAAAUUCCAAGAUAUGGCAUGAUUUAAGGAAAGUGAGGCUGACUGCUUCUAACUUUGGCAAAAUAAUGAACAGAAAAGUAAAGCCUACAGAAGCUUUCCUGGAAGAUCUAUUUAACAGAAAGUCCAAAUUUGCUGUAUCAUUAGAAUAUGGUAAGAGAAAAGAAGUGUUUGGAAAGGAAAAAUACCUUGAACAAAACCCUUCAAGCCAUCUGCAUGAAUGUGGUUUUGUAAUUAAUAAGGAAUUCACAUUUUUAGGGGCUACCCCAGAUGUAAUAGUAUGUUCAAAUAGUAAAUGUGGGCUUCUAGAAAUUAAGUGUCCUUAUUCAGCAAGAAAUAUGUCAAUAAGCCAGGCCUGUGCAGAUAUUACAGGUUUUUAUCUUAAGCAUUCUGAAAAUGGCAUUGCACUUGACAGGAGGCAUAAUUACUAUGCCCAAGUGCAAGGUCAACUAAUGAUAACUGGUUGUAAUUUUUGUGAAUUUGUAGUCUAUACACAGAAAGACCUUUAUAUUGAACGUAUCACACCCGACAUCCAAUUUAUGGCAAUAAUGUUAGAGAAAUUGGCAGAUUUCUAUCAAUUUUAUGGAGUGCCAUAUUUAACUAGCUAAUUGUUUUUUUUUUACUUUUUAACCAAUCAAUUCAUAAUAAUAGUACAUACAUUGGUUGUCUGUUUGAGAUGUAGAACUUUUGUACUUGCAAUUUUCAUCAGUCUUCAUGUUUGAUCUGCAAAAACAAAUUUCACUGCUAAUCUGCAUGUUCAAAAAUAAUAUGCAAUUAAAGUAUAGUCAAAUUUUGAGGACCCUAGAGAAAAUACAGUACAUUCAAUAUAACUUGUCUUUCUGUGUAUAGACUACAAUUAAUUGUUGUUGAUAAAGUUUAUUAUAGUUAUAUAAUGAUUGGAAUAUGUAUAUCAAUACUAUAUUUGAUACUGAAUCUAUUAUCAUGUCUCAACUUUUGACCAUAGAGCAGUUUGAAACUUAAAUUUCCAACUAGGGUGUACUUUCAAUUAUACCAUCAGUCAUUAUAGUGACAGCAAGUGUACAGUUAAGUUCUGAUAUUAAAUUAAUGUUAGUUGUUACAAUGUUUUUAGUGCGUCAUAAAAAAAUAAAAAUCAU
Messenger RNA from Anneissia japonica, 1662 nucleotides. RefSeq lists its product as uncharacterized. The coding region runs from base 526 to 1155 and encodes 209 amino acids. Gene Ontology annotation, molecular function: exonuclease activity; DNA binding. The record is from RefSeq and is a predicted model, not a curated record. The transcript has 2 exons. Lineage: Eukaryota; Metazoa; Echinodermata; Crinoidea; Comatulida; Comatulidae.